Messenger RNA from Prunus armeniaca (apricot), 531 nucleotides. The record is from the annotation of a GenBank genome assembly. NCBI's taxonomy places the organism in Eukaryota, Viridiplantae, Streptophyta, Magnoliopsida, Rosales, Rosaceae.
AUGGAGCCAAAUGAAUCAAAGGGAUUCCACUACUUAACUAGUCAUUCUAUCCCAACUCAAUCCCAUCCAAAUCCAGUUCACAAUCUGGAUUCCAUAUCACUUUGCCCCACUAGGUUCUUCCCCCUCUCUCACAUCCAUGAUUUCUCACCAAACACCUCUUCUCUCAGCAAUGAAACUGCCUUUGAUGAAGCAGGGGAGCAAAGCAUUAACUAUGAAAGGAGGCUCAAGAGAAUGAUAUCCAACAGAGAGUCUGCAAGAAGGUCACGGAUGCGCAAGAAGAAGCAGAUUGAAGAGCUGCAGUAUCAGGUGGAUCAGCUCCAUGCUACGAAUCGCCAGCUCUCGGAGAAGCUCAUCCAACUGUUAGAGGGCAACCAGCAGAUCCUCCAGGAGAAUGCUCAAUUGAAAGAGAGAGUUUCUUCCCUCCAAAUCCUCCUUGCCGAUCUCAUAACACCUCUGAGGAAUGUGGGAGAUGUCACCACCACCAACACCAAUGGCAAUCGACUUAGAGCCGAAGAUUCCAGUACCCCAUGA